AUGACGAAGAAAAAGACGAAGAAGAAGACGUGGAAGUUUGAAAGGCCUGACUACUGGGGUCUCAUCGUGCGACCAGACUGGGCGAUGUGUGAGCAGGGUAGGAGGCAGUCUCCCAUCAACAUCGACCCUGCGAAGCUGCUCUACGAUCCGCAUCUUCGACCGCUGCACAUAGACAAACACGCAGGACACGGCUUUCUGACAAAUAACGGACAUAACAUGAUCUUCAGGGUCGGCAACACCAGCCACCCGCACAUCAACAUCAGCGGUGGUCCGCUAUCAUAUAAAUACAGAGUUCAGGAGCUGCGCGUUCACUUUGGUAUGAAGGACACGCAUGGGUCGGAACACACCGUUAACGGAAAAGCAUUUCCUCUAGAGGUGCAAAUUGUAGGUUAUAACUCGGAUUUAUACGCAAAUAUGUCUCAAGCUACGCACCUACCUCAAGGACUGGUCGCCAUAUCAUUGUUAGCUCAGGUUGGAAAGACGCGUAAUCAAGAAUUAACCCUUCUCAUCGAAAACAUCACUGAAAUAAUUUAUAAAGACCAAAGAGUGCCAGCUUCUUACGUGUCUGUGAGCGAGAUGCUGCCGGAUACGCAGCAGUACAUAACAUACGAAGGAUCGACUACAACGCCUGGAUGUCAGGAGACGGUCACGUGGAUCAUCAUAAACAAACCCAUUUACGUCACAACACAGCAGCUGAACACGUUGCGGGGGCUUCACCAGGGCACGAUACAACACCCACAGGCGCACCUCGGCAAUAACUACAGACCGCCUCAGCCGCUCCAUCACAGACCAGUCCGCGCCAACAUCGAGUUCAACCUGAAGCAGGGCAGAAAAUGUCCUUCCAUGAAGCCAUUAACAUACUACAAAGAUACGGCGUAUGAGAUGUGA
Molecule: messenger RNA, 888 nt
Organism: Priapulus caudatus
Lineage: Eukaryota; Metazoa; Priapulida; Priapulimorpha; Priapulimorphida; Priapulidae
Product: putative carbonic anhydrase-like protein 1
Exons: 9
Coding region: 1-888 (295 amino acids)
Molecular function (GO): carbonate dehydratase activity; zinc ion binding
Source: RefSeq, a predicted model, not a curated record